Messenger RNA from Diorhabda carinulata, 1913 nucleotides. RefSeq names its product UPF0764 protein C16orf89 homolog. Gene Ontology annotation, cellular component: cytosol; membrane. Lineage: Eukaryota; Metazoa; Arthropoda; Insecta; Coleoptera; Chrysomelidae. The transcript is spliced from 7 exons. The record is from RefSeq and is a predicted model, not a curated record. The coding region runs from base 906 to 1880 and encodes 324 amino acids.
AUGUAACUGACUGGGUACUAAAAAGAAAACAAGAAUGGAAUAGUCACAUUAGCAGAAUGAUAAGCGAAAGACUUGUAGGUAUCGAAAGGGAUAAAUCAGAUAGAAAAAGUAUUAGUCGACCGAGAAAGAUAUGGUGUGACAAUCUGGAUCCAGGAGGCUGAAGCUGAAGAGGAGGUUUUAAACCUACCAUUCCACAAGGAAGAAGAAUAAGAAGAAUAAUUCACAACAUGAUGAAUCUGAAAGCGAGUUCAUUGUAAUUCCAGGAGGAACAGAAACAGAUGUGUUUGCUGCUGGUAAUACCCAGAAAGAAUCGACAAAAAUGAAGAAAACACAAAAUCUACUAAUUCACUUAAUACAAAUCAACCAAAGACAACAAAUGUAAUUCGUGCUCCUCAAAAUCGCAAAUGGAAUUUAGCAGAAAAUGAAAAUAUUUCAAUUAUAAGCGCAGUAAUUCACAAACUUGAUAAAGUAGUGCAAAAAAAUACAAGUAAUGUUGAUGAUGAAUUUGACAUAUUUGCCAAACAUAUCGUUAUCUAGCUAAGACAGAUUCCUUUUUAUGAUGCUAUCAUCUGCCAGGAAAAAAUGCAAACAACAGUACGACAAAAACGAUUGCAGCUUUUAUUAGUGAAUCAGUCCGUGUCUCGCCCAACUCCAUCACCAGCGUUUUCACCUUCUGAGUAUCAUUCAUCGCCGUCGCCAUGGUCACCAAAUUCGUCUUCAUAUUAAUGCGAUGGACAACAAUGCGUAGAUGAUUGUCAGAAGUCAUCUGAUAUACUUACUACAGCUCUAACAGUAGACUACUUUUGAACCAUUAAUGAUCCGCCAGUGAUACUGAGAAGUGAUAUAAAUGGAUAGAGUGAUAUAUAUAAAUAAGACUGAAGAUCACCUGUAGGGAAUAUCCAGUAAUGUCUCGAAUACCGAGUUGUAUCCUGAUGUGUCUCUUAUUGCAAAUCGAAGGACAUAUUCUGGACAAUAGGGUUAUUUUGAAAGUAAGGCAGAGUAUUGAAAAAACUUUGGAUUAUAUUGACAUACAGCACAAACGAGUGAAUGAAGACUGUUUAUUUGGAGUAGUUCUCUGUACAGCAAUUGCCAUGGACACAUAUAAAAAUGGGACUCAUGUAAUGGAUACUAGUACUACGAGUAUCAUCAAAAAGUCAAUGGAGCUUCUAAACAAAUCUGUUCCGUAUCUGAGACCCGAAAGAAAAUGGGUUAAGGAAGCAAUCCUAGACUGGAAACUAUGGAGAAAAGAAAUUCAAUACAAAUACGGUGAGAUGGCCAAUGUUAAAAUUUUUGAUGUAUUGAACAAAAUCCGUACAUACCAAAACGACAACAUAUAUUUAUCUAACAUGGAUUAUUGUUUUAAAGAUAUUGCCAAUAUUACUUGGAACAGUUCGCCGAAAAAGUGUUUCGUUGAUAAAAAAUGCUGGAAAAUUUACUAUCAAGAUGAUGAUACCGCAUCAGGAUAUUUAUUAACACAUAAAUUACUACUGCUGCAGCUAGCAAGGGCAAGAAAAUGUAAUAUUAAUAAAGAAGCUUACUACAACAAAACAAAAGAACUUUGUUCCCAAAUCUAUUCAGAGGUCCUUUCGGGGGAUUAUUUUGAUGUACUGGAUGAUAUGUUCGAUCUUUUUUUCGAGGAAACAAUUCUCUGCGGGUACGAGGGUUUCACGGAGUUUUUCUCGACGAAAUGGUUAUUCUAUAUUCUAAAGUCCCAAAGAUCUUCAGGAUGUUUUCCACCCAUAUUAACAGACAAGUUAAAGUCAAAAAUUAAAAGAUCAACAACAAUAUUCGAAGACAAUUGCGCAGAUCAUACCACUGGUAUAGGACUUGCAGUAUUAACUCUGUAUUACAAUUUCAUCAUUAAAGAAAUAUUUGUGUAAAUGUAUUCAGAAAUAUAUAACUAUACUAAGGAA